AUGGCCGACGAAAUCUCGGAAAAGACCAAUGUCGAGGCCAACAUUGGUCCAUCGAGGGCCUCGAGUCGCCAUGAGUCGACAUCAGACGCCGAAAAGCCCGCGCAGGGCGACCAGGCUCUGACAAAGCUGGACUCAAAGGUCGUGCAGGCCGUCAAGGAAGACAAUGACGACCCGUUUCGAAAUCUGCCUGCAGCAGAAGCCGACAUCCUCAAGAGACAAGUCAUCACGCCCGAAGUCAAGGUCGGCGUUGCCAUACUGUACCGCUAUGCUUCGCGCAACGACCUGCUCAUCAUGUUCGUCAGCGCCAUCUGUGCCAUUGCUGGAGGUGCUGCCUUGCCUCUCAUGACCGUCAUCUUUGGUAAUCUGCAGGGCACUUUCCAAGAUUAUUUCCAGCAAAAGACAACCUACGACGACUUCACGUCUGCUAUGGGUCACCUUGUCCUCUACUUUGUAUAUCUGGCCAUUGGAGAGUUUAUCACCAUUUACGUCGCCACCGUGGGUUUCAUUUAUACUGGUGAACACAUUAGUGCCAAGAUCCGAGAACACUAUCUUCAGAGCUGCAUGCGCCAGAACAUUGGUUUCUUCGACAAGGUGGGCGCCGGAGAGGUCACCACUCGAAUCACUGCCGACACCAACCUGAUUCAAGACGGUAUCUCUGAGAAGAUUGGAUUGACCCUGACCGCCCUCGCCACCUUCAUCUCGGCUUUCGUCAUUGGCUUUGUGGAAUACUGGAAGCUGACCUUGAUCCUCAUGUCCACUGUCGUGGCCAUCACCCUGCUCAUGGGCACUGCUUCGCAGUUCAUGAUCAAAUUCAACAAGAGCUCUAUUGAGGCCUAUGCUCAGGGAGGCACUGUCGCCGAAGAGGUCAUCUCGUCCAUCAGAAAUGCUGUUGCUUUCGGAACCCAGGAUCGCCUCGCAAAGCAAUACGAUGCCCACCUGAUUCGUGCUGAAAAGUACGGUUUCAAGGUCAAGGCCACCAUUGGUUUCAUGGUCGCCGGCAUGAUGCUCCUCGUCUACCUCAACUAUGGUUUGUCCUUCUGGAUGGGCUCCACCUACCUGAUUGACGGCAGUAUUCCCCUGUCCAAGGUCUUGAUCAUUAUGAUGUCCGUCAUGAUCGGAGCCUUCAACCUUGGUAAUGUGGCGCCCAAUAUUCAAGCCUUUGGUACAGCCAUCGCCGCUGCUGCCAAGAUCUUCAACACCAUCGACCGCCAAUCCCCUCUGGACCCGACCAAUGAUGCUGGUGACAAGCCCGAAACUGUCGAGGGAACCAUUCGUCUAGAGAAUGUGAAGCACAUUUACCCGUCUCGUCCCGAUGUUGUCGUCAUGAGGGAUGUUUCUCUCGAAAUCCCUGCCGGAAAGACAACUGCGCUCGUGGGAGCUUCGGGUUCUGGAAAAUCGACCAUUGUCGGCCUUGUUGAGCGUUUCUACGACCCUGUCGGUGGCAAAGUCUAUCUCGAUGGCCGUGACAUUAGCACCCUGAAUCUGCGCUGGCUCCGACAGCACAUCUCUCUCGUCAGUCAGGAGCCUACCCUGUUUGGCACGACCAUUUACGGCAACAUCAAGUACGGUCUUAUUGGUACCGAUUUUGAGAACGAGAGCGAGGACAAGCAACGUGAGCUUGUUAUUGAGGCUGCAAAGAAGGCCAAUGCGCAUGACUUUAUCUCGAGUCUCCCUGAAGGAUACGAAACCAAUGUUGGCGAGCGUGGUUUCCUGUUGUCCGGUGGACAAAAGCAGCGUAUUGCUAUCGCUCGAGCCAUUGUUUCUGACCCCAAGAUUCUCCUGCUUGAUGAAGCCACCAGUGCCCUUGACACCAAGUCUGAAGGCGUUGUCCAGGCCGCUCUCGAGGUUGCUGCUGCUGGCCGGACCACCAUCACUAUUGCCCACCGUUUGUCCACUAUUAGAGAUGCUCACAACAUUGUUGUCAUGUCUCAGGGUUCUAUUGUUGAACAGGGUACUCACGAUUACUUGCUCGAGCAGCGCGGCGCCUACUACAAACUCGUCAAUGCUCAGAAUAUUGCUGCUGUCAAUGAAAUGACGGCAGAUGAACAGGAGGAGAAUGAUGCCGCAGAGGAGAAGCUCAUGAAACAGAUUAGUGCAAAGGACGGUACAUCGGCCUAUAUUGAGGACCCUGAUGACAACAUUCAGGCCAACCUGAAGCGUUCCACUACGCAGGGCUCCGCUUCAAGCAAAGCACUCCAAGGACGCAAGCCCGAGGAACAGCACAAGUACAGCCUCAUGACUCUCAUCAAGUUGAUUGCGUCCUUCAACCGCGAAGAGUGGAAGCUCAUGGUCUGGGGUCUUUUCUGGUCAGUGAUUUGCGGUGGUGGCAACCCUACACAGGCUGUCUUCUUUGCCAAACAAAUCAUGACUCUCAGUGUAACCUUGACGCCAGAAAAUGAACAUCAGGUCAAGAAGGAUAGCGACUUUUGGAGCGCCAUGUAUCUAAUGCUUGCUUGGGUUCAAUUCGUCGCCUAUAUCCUCCAAGGUAUCGCCUUUGCGAGAUGUUCCGAGAGACUGAUUCAUCGUGUCAGAGAUCGUGCUUUCAGAACCAUGCUUCGACAGGACGUUGCCUUUUUCGAUCGGGAUGAGAACACUGCUGGUGCCCUUACCUCAUUCCUUUCGACCGAAACCACUCAUGUCGCAGGUAUCAGCGGUGCCACUCUGGGCACAUUGCUCCUGGUGACCACGACUCUUGUUUCGGCCUUGGUUGUAGCCUUGGCCGUUGGCUGGAAGUUGUCCUUGGUUUGCAUUUCGACAAUCCCGAUCUUGCUGGGCUGUGGUUUCUUCCGAUUCUACAUGCUUGCUCACUUCCAGCGUCGCUCCAAGCGAGCCUACGAGCAAUCUGCCACUUUCGCAUCCGAGGCCAUUUCCGCCAUCAGAACUGUCGCGUCUCUCACUCGUGAGGAUGAUGUUCUGAAGCAGUACCAGUCUGCGCUUGCUGCUCAGCAGCGAUCCAGCUUGAUAUCUGUUCUCAAGUCCAGUCUUCUUUACGCCGCCUCGCAGUCCUUCCUGUUCCUGGCUUUUGCUCUUGGCUUCUGGUACGGUGGAACACUGAUUGCCAAGUACGAGUACAGCAUGUUCCAGUUCUUCCUCUGCUUCUCGGCCAUUAUUUUUGGCGCCCAGUCUGCCGGCACGGUCUUCUCCUUUGCCCCUGAUAUGGGCAAGGCGCAUCACGCUGCAGCUGAGCUCAAGACCCUGUUCGACCGCAAGCCUGUCGUGGAUGCGUGGUCUGAGGAUGGAGAGCGCCUCGAGGCUGUCGAUGGAACCAUCGAGUUCCGUGAUGUUCACUUCCGCUACCCGACCAGACCUGAGCAGCCUGUGCUACGCGGUCUCAACUUGACUGUCCGCCCUGGCCAAUACGUGGCUCUUGUGGGCGCAUCUGGCUGUGGCAAGUCUACCACUAUUGCUCUUUUGGAGCGAUUCUAUGACCCCCUCGUCGGUGGUGUUUAUAUCGAUGGAAAGGAAAUCAGCUCCCUCAACGUCAAUGAUUAUCGGUCCUUCAUUGCCCUCGUUUCCCAAGAGCCCACGCUUUACCAAGGUACCAUUAAAGAGAACAUUCUGCUGGGUGCACCCCAUGAGGUCAGCGACGAGGCCGUCGAGUUUGCGUGUAAGGAGGCCAACAUUUUCGAGUUCAUCAUGUCCCUGCCCGAUGGCUUCAACACGGUUGUGGGCAGCAAGGGUGCACUUCUCUCUGGUGGUCAGAAGCAGAGAAUUGCCAUUGCUCGCGCCUUGAUUCGUGACCCCAAAAUUCUACUUUUGGACGAGGCUACUUCGGCCUUGGACUCUGAGUCCGAGCACGUCGUCCAGGCAGCUCUGGACAAGGCGGCCAAGGGACGGACGACGAUUGCCGUGGCACACCGUCUUAGCACCAUUCAGCGCGCCGAUAUCAUCUAUGUGUUUGACCAAGGCCGCAUUGUCGAGGAGGGUACGCACUCGGAGCUGAUGCGCAAGAAUGGACGGUACGCCGAGCUUGUCAAUCUGCAGAGUCUGGAGAAGCACCGAUAA
This is a messenger RNA of Pestalotiopsis fici W106-1, 4005 nucleotides long. RefSeq lists its product as uncharacterized. The transcript has 2 exons. NCBI's taxonomy places the organism in Eukaryota, Fungi, Ascomycota, Sordariomycetes, Amphisphaeriales, Sporocadaceae. Bases 1 to 4005 code for a protein of 1334 amino acids. Gene Ontology annotation, biological process: transmembrane transport. The record is from RefSeq and is a predicted model, not a curated record. Gene Ontology annotation, molecular function: ATP hydrolysis activity; ATP binding; ABC-type transporter activity. Gene Ontology annotation, cellular component: membrane.